Molecule: messenger RNA, 1410 nt
Organism: Seriola dumerili (greater amberjack)
Lineage: Eukaryota; Metazoa; Chordata; Actinopteri; Carangiformes; Carangidae
Product: zinc finger X-chromosomal protein-like
Exons: 7
Coding region: 1-1410 (469 amino acids)
Biological process (GO): regulation of transcription by RNA polymerase II
Cellular component (GO): nucleus
Molecular function (GO): DNA-binding transcription factor activity, RNA polymerase II-specific; RNA polymerase II transcription regulatory region sequence-specific DNA binding
Source: RefSeq, a predicted model, not a curated record
AUGGUGGUCUCUGACCUCAUCCGUGAUCGACCAAUCACAAAAGAGCCGACCGCACCUUCCCCCAAGAUGGCGAGCCACCCCCUCCUCGCCAUUAAAACGGAGGACCAGAGCUUCAGUGGCGACAAGAUGACGGAGCAGUCGCACCCCGGAGCCAAAAUGGCGGAGCAGUGUCUCCUUGGCCUUAAAAUAGAAGACAAGUUUUUUACAGGAGGCUGCCAGUCCGGCUCAAAGACAGGGGACAGCGUCGUCUCUGGAGCCAACAAGUUUCAGUUCAGAUUAAAAAUGGAGGACGGUGGAAUCUCCGGGACCAAGAUGGCAGACCAGCUCCUCUCCGGAGCCAAGAUGGAGGAGCAGUUUCUCUUUAAAGCAAAAAUUGCAGAGCGGCCUUUCUCCGGAGCGAAGAUGAGCAACAGGUUUCUCUCCGGCGUGAAGAUGGAGGACCCGUUUCCUUCUGGGGUCAAGAUGGAGAACCAGCUCCUCUCUGAAGCCAGGAUGGCGGACCAGGUGUUUUCCAGAGCGAAGACGGAGGAGCAGCUUUUCUUCGGAGCCAAGAUGGAAGACCAGUGCCUCAGAGCCGUGCUGUGGCAGGACAUGUCGGUGAACCUGGCGUCCACGCUGCUGCACCAGCUCUCAGAGAGGGUCAGUAAAUCCAACAUUCAGCCGGUGGAGAGGUCGACUCCUCCCAUCAGAAGCAGUCCUCUUUUGAAGGUGAAUGUGGACCCACUCCGUUCCUCGCCCCUGUUGAGCUCCCAGCAACCUCCACAGGAAACUCAAACCAGCAUCAACAGAGAUCAAACCACAGGUUGCUCUUACUUCUACAGGUGUCACGUUUGCGGGUUCGAGACGGAGGGCCGCGCCCUUUUCCAGAGUCACAUGACAGAACACCGCCAAUGGGAGCACGGCUCCUUCUCGCUGCACUGCUGCGUGUGCGACCACUCGACCAAUCAGGAGGCAGAGAUGAGGGCUCACGCCGCCACGCACAUACAGGGUGACACGGGGGUCAGCGGAGACAUGAGAUGCCCCGUCACCCCUCCUGCCACCGCCACCGCUGCCGCCUCCAGCAGCACUCCGGCAGUUGCCAUGGCAACCCAGCCGGAGAAGAGCACCUCUGAGCAUCGCUGCCGCAUCUGCCAGAGGUCGUUUCCAGGGCAACAGGAGCUGCUGGUUCACUUCCAGGGUCAUCGCCAAGGCAACCAGUACCGGUGCGACCGGUGCGGCCACCUGACGCGGACAGCCAACAAGCUGGUGGAGCACGUUCGCGUGCACACGGGCGAGCGGCCGUUCACCUGCGACCUCUGCCCCUACAGCGCCAAGCGGCGGGACAGUCUGCGGCUGCACUGCAAGGUCAAACACGCCGCGCACGUCAACGGGAACGCGGCGGACACGCCCGGCGACAAACCCUGCUCGUGA